UGUCAGAAAUGUUCAUGUCACAUAACUCUGUCUAGACUCUCUAGAUCUACUAGAAUCUAGAGAUCUAGACCCUAUAAUAAUAAUACUUAAUAGAUCUAGACCUAGCCUCAGACUAGAGUGACAGAGUCUAGAGUGUUACUACUAGACUCUAGAGUCUAGAGUGACUAGACCUAUGCCAUAGGCUAUGGUUCAUGCAUGAAAUAAUGCAUGAUGACAAAUAAAGUAAUUUUGUACAGCUUUUUUAGAAGCUCUGCAUCAUGGAGAGUGAGAAUAGCCCUAGCAUUCAAAGAAAUAAAGUAUGAAUAUAGAGCUGUAAACCUUUUCCAGGAUGGAGGCCAGCAGAAUUCUGAAGAGUACAAGCGUGUCAAUCCAAUGGGACAAGUGCCUGCUCUCAUAAUUGAUGGUCACACACUAACCCAGUCUGUAUCUAUUAUUGAAUAUCUUGAAGAAAGAAACCCAGAUCCACCACUCCUUCCUAAAGACAAAUAUGGCAGAGCUCAGGUUCGUGCCUUGUCUGAAAUUAUCAAUAGUGGCAUCCAGCCAUAUCAGAACCUUUCAGUUCUAGACAAAGUAGGAAAAGGCAAAGAUGAAUGGGCUAAAUCAUUUAUUGAGAAAGGAUAUCAUGGCUUGGAGACAUUUUUGAAACAAACGUCUGGAAAAUACAGUUAUGGAAACACUGUUACAAUGGCUGACCUCUUCUUAGUUCCUCAAAUGUUUGCUGCUAAAAGAUCAGACCUCCUGUGGUAUGGCAUGGGAAGACAGUUCAAACUCGGGACCAUCGUGACAGCAGUCCAAAGCACUUACAGGAUGACCAGGCAGCUAUUUAAGCAUUGAUGGACAAUACUAUGAGCAUUAUUAUCUAUACAAAGUGAAUAUGGAACAAUUUCCCACUAUCAGUCAGGUAUAUGAUUCUCUUAUUGUGCUCCCAGCAUUCAAGGCAGCGGAUGCAGUUAAUCAGCCAGAUAUGCCACCAAAUUUCCAAUAGAACUAAUUACUUUUUAUAUUGGUACUGUAUUUAUACAAUCUUUCUUCUUUAGUAAUGAUUUCUUAACAUUAAAAUAGUUUUUUUUGUCAUGCUAUGUUGAUCCCAUUUUGCUACACACAAAGUACUUAGCAGAUGUAGAUUGUGUUCUUGUUUAUCUCUUCAUGUAGAGCAACUUAGACAUUGUACAUUAGUUAUUUAAUUCAUGUAUAAAUCUGUUAUUCUUUUUUUCUUUUUCUGAACUUUAGAAAUUAGAAAAGAUUGAGAGGGAAUUAGUGUAUUAUUUAGUGCUGUAAAAUGCAUUACUUAUGUUAAAAUGGAUUUGUUCCCAUUGUCAUUUUUUUUCUAAUAUCUGUUAAAUUCAGUUAUGAAAAUAAAUGGAAGAGUAAUAUGUUUAUAAAAUGAAAAAAAUUAGA
Messenger RNA from Biomphalaria glabrata, 1398 nucleotides. Its product is annotated as maleylacetoacetate isomerase-like. The record is from RefSeq and is a predicted model, not a curated record. Gene Ontology annotation, molecular function: maleylacetoacetate isomerase activity; glutathione transferase activity. Lineage: Eukaryota; Metazoa; Mollusca; Gastropoda; Planorbidae. The coding region runs from base 208 to 834 and encodes 208 amino acids. Gene Ontology annotation, cellular component: cytoplasm; mitochondrion. The transcript has 9 exons. Gene Ontology annotation, biological process: glutathione metabolic process; L-phenylalanine catabolic process.